Molecule: messenger RNA, 2255 nt
Organism: Salvelinus fontinalis (brook trout)
Lineage: Eukaryota; Metazoa; Chordata; Actinopteri; Salmoniformes; Salmonidae
Product: tyrosyl-DNA phosphodiesterase 2-like
Exons: 6
Coding region: 294-1868 (524 amino acids)
Biological process (GO): double-strand break repair
Cellular component (GO): PML body; cytoplasm
Molecular function (GO): 5'-tyrosyl-DNA phosphodiesterase activity; single-stranded DNA binding
Source: RefSeq, a predicted model, not a curated record
UUUCUCUCGAGAGGGGGCGUAUUUACGAGGAAUCGAAACCAAAUUUUCCCGUCUGAAUUUCUACUGCAAUCCAUGGUCCGUCAUGAAAAUAGUAGUAUUUAUUUUAUAGUCUGAAUUUGAAAAUCUGCAUUACUAUAUAGCAUGUAGUGUUAAGUAAGCAGCCUAACUUACAUGUCACCUUAUUUGGAAAGGACCUGUAAGGCCUACUCUGUCAGUUGGGAGUAAGUGGAGCUGAAUGCAGUUUUUGUUCCCAUGGGUGAAACAGUUGUGUAAAAGUGAAAAAGUGAACAGAGAUGGGGGACAAGCAACAAGACUCAGUGGAAAGGCCAGCAGAUGGCAAUAAGAACCAAACGAGUGACUCCCUCCAACAGGUUACAGCCCCUGGAAAUUCCAAGGGGAGAAAGAAGAAGAGAGGAAAGAAAAAGAGGAGUGCCGAGAAGAUGGAGGACAAGGAGGGAGAGAUGGACAAAUCUGCCCCAUUGCAGUCUGUCCUGGUUCAACCACAAUCAGAGGAAUCUAACCCAGCCCAAUCCCCAUCAGUGCAAGCUGACCCAUCCUUAGGGCAAUCUAAUCGAGAAAAACCUACACCGGAGCAACCCAAACCAGAGACACCCAAACCAGCACAACGUAACCCUGCCCAACCACCUACAGGGCAUCAAAACCCAGCCACGCUCCCUUCAGCGCUACCCAAUCAAGCCCAACCAGAGCAACCCAAUCCAGUGCACCCUAACCUAGGCCAACCACCUUUAGACCAUCUCUCCCUAACCCAGUCAAAGGACCAGCCACCUCAAGCCCAACCACAUCCAGAUCAGGGUCCUCCAACCCGGUUAUCCACAGAUCAGUCAUCUCCACAACAGUCUUCACCAGAUCAGCCAGAUCCGUCAUCUCCAAACCAGUCAUCACCAGAUCAGUCAUCUCCACAACAGUCAUCACCAGAACAGCCAGAUCAGUCACCUCCACAACUGUCAUCACCAGAACAGCCAGAGCAGUCAUCUCCACAACAGUCAUCACCAGAACAGCCAGAUCAGUCAUCACAGUCAUCUUCAGACGAGGACAAACCUAAGAAAAAGGGAGAUCCAAACAAACUUUCCCUUCUGACCUGGAACAUAGACGGCCUGGACCUGAACGAUAUCAAGGAACGUCUCUCAAGGCUACUGGACUACCUGAUCAAGUACCACCCCGACAUUGUGCUACUGCAAGAGGUUAUUUCACCAAUUUACCAGGUUUUACAGCAGGUUCUGAAGCCGUAUCAUCUGUUGCCGGGUAGUGACAGAAGCUAUUUCACUGCCAUACUGCUGAGGAAGUCCAGAGUUCAACUUCUGGAGAGUAGCAUAGUGAAUUACCCUACCACAGAGAUGAGGAGAAAUCUGCUUAUGGCCCAUGUUUCUUUCCUUGGCAAUCCGUUGUGUGUGAUGACGUCCCACAUGGAGAGCAUGAAGCCCCAAUCCCUGGAACGCCAGAACCAGCUGAGGACGGUGUGGAAGACAAUGAGGGAGCAGCCCCAGGACCACAACGUCAUCUUUGGGGGAGACACCAACCUCAGGGACUGGGAGGUGAAAAACCAGGGCGGUCUACCCGAGAGCAUCUGUGACGUAUGGGAGUCCCUGGGCCAGCCGGAAGACUGCCGGUAUACCUGGGACUGUGUCACCAAUGACAACAAGGACCUCCCUUUCCCUGCACGUCUGCGCUUCGACCGCAUCUUCCUGAGGCAGGCCGGCGAGGGGUCAAAGGUCAGCCCUGAUGGCAUCACCCUGGUGGGCCUGGAGAGGUUGAAUGACUGUCAACGCUUUACCAGCGACCACUGGGGUCUCCUCUGCACCUUUGUCAUAAAACCUCUUGAACCUCUCAGUCAAGCAACACCUGAAUGAUACAACGGGAACAGUUAGCUGUGCAUGUCAUGUCAACCUGGAACAGCAUAGAAGACUUUGCCCAUCUUAUUUAUGUACAUUGGGAGAUUUCGACCUAGGAACGGACAGGAUUAUGGGCACAGCAAUAGUGAUUAAUGACUUCAAUUUCUAUGUUUGGCAACUGCUGCUGUUCCAAGGCACACUUUUAAUUUAUCCAGCCACAUAUUUGUCUGUGCCAACAGGUUAUGUACCCUAGUCAAGGGCACAUUCAUACUGUCUUUGGACUUGGAAGCAGAAACUAUAUUGGCUACCCUCCAGGUUAUAGUAUCUGAUUAUUUUCUAUGACUGUUUUAAACAUCACAGCAGUAUCAAGCCAAUUUCACAAUAAACACAUUUUGUUCCAGACAA